Molecule: messenger RNA, 6907 nt
Organism: Lagenorhynchus albirostris (white-beaked dolphin)
Lineage: Eukaryota; Metazoa; Chordata; Mammalia; Artiodactyla; Delphinidae
Gene: ABRAXAS1
Product: abraxas 1, BRCA1 A complex subunit
Exons: 9
Coding region: 92-1324 (410 amino acids)
Biological process (GO): attachment of spindle microtubules to kinetochore; protein K63-linked deubiquitination; mitotic spindle assembly
Cellular component (GO): nucleus
Molecular function (GO): polyubiquitin modification-dependent protein binding; microtubule binding
Source: RefSeq, a predicted model, not a curated record
CCUCGCCGACGCGCUGCCGAGGACCCCGCCCGGUGCGGCCCGCGCCGAGCCCUGUCAGCUCGAGCAGCGCGGGGGCGGCGGCGGCGGAAGCAUGGAGGGUGAGAGCACGUCGGCGGUGCUCUCUGGCUUUGUGCUGGGCGCGCUCGUCUUCCAGCACCUCAACACCGACUCGGACACGGAAGGUUUUCUCCUUGGGGAAGUGAAAGGUGAAGCGAAGAACAACAUAACUGAUUCUCAAAUGGAUGAUUUUGAAGUUAUUUAUACAAUUGACAUUCAGAAGUACGUUUCAUGCUAUCAGCUUUUUAGCUUUUAUAAUUCUUCUGGUGAAGUAAAUGAGCGAGCGCUGAAGAAAAUAUUAUCAAGUGUCAAAAAGGAUGUGGUUGGUUGGUAUAAAUUCCGACGUCAUUCAGACCAGAUCAUGACAUUCAGAGAGAGACUGCUUCACAAAAACUUACAGCAGCAUCUUUCAAGCCAGGAACUUGUUUUUCUGUUAUUAACACCGAGUAUAAUAACAGAAAGCUGCUCUACUCAUCGGCUGGAGCAUGCCUUAUACAAACCUCAGAAAGGGCUUUUUCAUAGGAUACCUUUAGUGGUGGCCAAUUUGGGCAUGUCUGAACAACUGGGUUAUAAAACUGUAUCUGAUUCCUGUAUGUCCACUGGUUUUAGUCGAGCAGUAAAAACACACAGCUCUAAAUUUUUUAAAGAAGAUGGAUCUUUAAAGGAGGUACAUAAGAUAAAUGAACUGUAUGCUUCUUUACAAGAGGAAUUAAAGAGUACAUGCAGUAAAGUAGAACACAGUGAGAGAGCAGUAGAGAAACUACUAAAGGAUAUAAACAGAUUAAAACGAGAAAUUAAAAAAAGAAAGCAAGCACAGAUUCAAGCAACACGAGAGAAGAAUGUCCAGAAAGACCCUCAGGAGAACAUUUUUCUUUGUCAAGCCUUACAGACCUUUUUUCCCGAUUGUGAAUUUCUUCAUUCAUGUGUUAUCUCCUUGAAAAAUAGACAUAUUUCUAAAAGUAGCUGUAAUACCAACCACCAUCUCAAUGUGGUAGACAACCUGACCCUAAUGGUGGAAUAUACUGACAUUCCUGAAGCUAGUCCAGCUGGUAGUGCGCUGCAAAUGAUUAAGCGUAAAGCUUCAGGUACAGAUGGUGGAUGGCAAUUCAAGAAGUCACGGCUGUUAGAGAUACAGAACCAACCAUCUAAAACAGAUACUGAUAGUAGUAACCAAGAAAAGGCAUCCACAGUGAGCAGCCCAGAAACAGAUGAAGAGAUUGAGAAAAUGAACGGUUCUGGUGAAUACCCACAGUCUCCUACCUUUUGAUUCUUUUAGGCCGAAAGGAGAUUUUUCAUCAGAAGAAGGGUAAAGCCAAACAUGCCUAUUGUUUUUACUAUGUUCAGCUCUUUGCAAUAACACAUAGGUAAGUUCUAGUUCAUUUAUUUUAUAAAGUACUUUAAAUUGAGUCAGUUCAGAAUUUGAGUACAGAACAAAGCCUGGUAAUGCAAUGUUUGGGAUCAGCAGUUGGUUAGUUAGGUGAAAAGGCCAGUUAAGUGGGACUCAAAUGAUACAUAAAUAAGGUGUCUAUCAGAGAUUUCACUUUAACAUAAAGCAGAAGUGUACAUUCGUCAAACUUUUGUUGCAGGGCCAGGAACUUUUUUACGAAUGUGUUGGAGUUCCUAUGUAAAUCAAACCCAUUACUUACCCUAUCUAAUCCCCAAUUUUAGUUUCUUUAAAGAAAUUUGCAAAGCAACCUAAGUACAAAAUGCUACUAGGUUUUUUCAUUUUCCAUUCCCAAUCUUAUUUGUCCUAACCACACCUAAUUUGACAACUAUUUUUUUUAAAAAGCUAGUUAUCUUUAUCAAGUCUUCUCAGAGCCUUUACUUGGUUUUCACUGCAACUGAAACUUUAUUUUUAAUGCUCAUAUUCAUCACUACAAAAAUACAACUGAUAAGGUCUGGGAACAAAAUAGAUGACUCUUGGUAAUGUAGAACUCAACAGGUUAAGAGUCAUGGGCUUCCGUGUGAUUUUUAAGGAGGAUGUAAAGCCCCUGUUUAAUCCAGUGAGUUGGUUAAGUGGAGGUUGGUUAAGAGAGCUUUUACUGUUUGUUUUUUCUAUUUAUCCUUUCCAUAACAGAAUUUCCCAUAAAGCAUACACAUCACAUGACGCCUUCAUGCUUUACUCACUGGGUGAAAUGCUGAACCCACAUGUUGACCACUGCUCUUCCAUCACUUAUUUCCUAAAUGAUAGAGCAAAUUCAUAGCUAGUAUCAAAAACUAUCAUCUUUUAUCUGUGUGUUAACAUGCAUUAGUUACCAUGGGGUGUUUAUGAAGCCCACAUAAUACCAGGGAUGAUUUGUGCAAAUAAUGAGUUGCUGUUGGGAUUGCUUUACUAGUUACAUAAGAAGCACAGGGCAGGAGAGGAAAUGGGGUUCAUUCUGAACCCUAAUGUUAAAAUAAUUAAGUUUGAUGUCCCAACUUUCAGGGUACUAAAUGAAAAGGAGGAAAAGAAUCCUUGUAGGACAUUUUUUCUCAGUUAUUCUCCAUCUUUUGGCAAUCAGUUUGUAUCACUGGAGUAAGAGAAGAUGAUACAACAGAUUGCCUAUGGAUCGGUUUAUUUACAGGACACUACCAGUUCAUGAUAGACUAGUCCAGGAGUAAGUGUUAGGUCCUGUGACAGACAGCACCACUGUUCAUCCCCACAUAACAUCUCUACAGAGGGAAGACCCAUAGUCCUAGCCAGGCAUAAUUAUUUACGUGUUAGAAAAUCUUCCUUAGCAAUUUCAAAUCCACACCCUAUCAUGUGGGAUUUGUACAUUAUAUAAGCAUUCCACUUUCCCGCACCCAUAUCCCUACAAUACUAUUUACAACACAGAAUCUGGGCCUAAAGUAAAAUCCCAAUACACGUCAUCCCUUCCAUGUUUAACAUCUCAUUAUCAGUGGUAUGCUGUAUGAGCUAUUUAGGGGCCAGAUAUAAGUGAAAAUCCCAUAGUACCUUUUUUUAAUUCAUAUGUAUGUAAAAUAUAACAAGUAUUAACAUUUUAAAUAAUCUGAUUUACUUAAUGAACAUUCUGAUAUGGAGAGGAAACUUCACACUUGAAACACUUUUUCCUCAUAUAAUUUCAAAUUAUUAAGAAUUAAAAACAUAAUACUUUAUAGUUUGAUAAGAUUUAGCCUAUCAGUUCUCUAUUCAAAGGUUAUUAAAUCUUACAGUUUGAGCCAGUAUUAAUACCACACAACUAUAAAAUAAAUUUAUUGAUGAUAACUUUAUAGAAUUUAUUCCCUGUAUUUGAUGUUACAAACUUUAGGGUCUUUGAGAUAUGCAGGAUCCUUGUAUGUAACUGGCAUAAACCCUGUAAAGAGAUAAUGAAAGUUCUUCACAAAAGAUAAUGAGCAAAAUUUUGGUUAGCAUAAUUCAGUUUUUCAGAUGCUCUUACCCAUUAUUUGAGCUCUCUUAAUUGCUUUUGUGAUUUCUUUUUGUUUCUUCCCACAAAGACCUAUAAAAGAAAUUGCUUUCUUAUUCGUAAAAAAUGCCAGUAAUCAAAAUGCAUAACAAAUGUCUAUGUCAUGGAAGGAUUGGAAAACCUGUAAACAGCCAGAUAGUAACUAUCUUAGGCUUUGUGGGCCAUACAGUCUCUAUCAUCAUUACUCAAUUCUGCUGUUGUAGCUCAGACACUAUGGAAACUAAGCUAUCUACAAAAACAAGUGGCAGAUCCGAUUUGGCCUAUAGGCAACAGGCCCCUGGUUUAAAUAAUAGCCUGGGGAUGAUUAUAGUAUACUCCCAAACAGCAAAGCAAUUUUUUUUAAGCCCAAGUUUUCUACAUAUUGUCAGCCUAUAGUUAACUGAGUAUAAGAAGACAUGCAAAAUAAUUAUCCUUUGGCCUAAGAAGAGGCUUUCUCAAACUAGCCAUAGUAACUGGUGUCAUAGUAAUUUGUAGCACUAUUUGAAAAUCUGCCAGUUUCCUUAAAUAACAGAAGUAGCUUUAUAUAAGUUCUUACCUACAUUUAAGUUGCUAUAAUAUAUAGAAAACAAAAUACCUGUUAUGUGCCUUCCAUAAAUGCAUCCAGUAAAUGGAGAAAUAAACUGGGAUAAAAGCUGUUUUGAGUUAUAUUUGAAAAGGAAAAAAAUUUACAUUAAUACACUUGUUAUUCAAUCUUGAAUGGUAAAUUAAAAAAAAACCUUAUGCCACACCUUCAAGUUAUGUAAAGGUUUAUUAAUACAUUUCAGACAAACUUCAAAAAUAUGAAUAAAAACACUGAAUUAUGUUCAUUCUAUUAAUAGGUCAUCUUUUUAAAUAACUAAAGUAAUCACUAAAGUUGACAUCUCUUAUCCAGUGUGUCAAAAAGUCUAUACAACGGAUUAAUGAGCGUAUUCUUUCAGUGCUAAAGCUGUUCUCUUGACUUUUCCACAGAUAACUUUUCUCAAAUACUGUUGCUUUUAUAACAAGGUACAAAACACUUCAUCUAUCAUGAUAGGCUAUCACAUAAUAUCAGACUACAAUGAGGUCUUCAAGAUGCACAGGUACAUCAGGCCGUUUGCUGUUAUUUAGGUUUUAUUAAUUUAAAUUCUUUAGCACUUUCUAUGUACCAGGCAUCAUUCUAGGCACUAUGCAUAAUCCUAAUAUGUUGCAUUUUAAAAUUCCUUGGCUUUUCUCCCACCAAGGCAGCUAUCACUUUAUACUACUGUCAGUAUACUUAGCUCCAGCACCAUUCUCUCCCCUAAAUUUGCCACUUUUAAUUUGCUGAGUGCUCGACAACAGAUAAAAUUACAUUUGAAAUAGCGAUAUUGGUGGUGAGGUACAGAGAUCAACUUCACCAGAGGAGCUUUUCCCAAACUACUGAACUCCACCAACUGAGAAUCACUGCCACAGCGAGCUACUGUAAAGACAUUUUGGGCAAAGAAAAAAGAGGAAUGCUAAGCUGAAUUAACAGUAAAUGAGGGACAGCCAAGGGGCUCUUAUUUGAAUAAAAGAGAUGCCUUGUAUCAAUACGUAGAAGUAUAACGAGAUCUGAAAUUAUGCAGUCGCUAAAACAGUCACCCUACACAAAGCCUGUUAUAAAAACUGACUUGCUUCUCUAUUGUAUUAAUAAAGGAGCCAAAAUCCCAAAAUCAAGUAUCAUAGUGAAGUAAAACCAGAUCUCACCUGUACAUUCUUAUAAUCUACACGUUUUCCACACAAGAUACAUUUUUUCAGAGGCUCCUUAUAAGGAUUUUCCAUUGGAACAGGCUAAAGGAAAAAAAUAUAUGAUAAUAUAGUUUGUAUUAACUUUGAAUCGAAAAAACGUAAAAUCUUAGGUUACCACAUUUAAAUCUCUCCAAGGGAUUAGUUGUACCUUUUUACUGUGAAAGAGAAUACAACAGCUAGGCUUGUAAAGGAAAAAUCGAGUAUUUCAGAAAAAGAUUCACUAUUUUAAAGGUUUCAGUGUACUCAAACAUAUUUUGUGCAAGUGUCUUGUUUAAGUUUGGCUAAGGAGGAAUUAAGUCAUGGAGGAGGAUUCUGGGAUAAAAUACAAUCUUUGGAGAAAAAAGGGCUUAUGGGAGGGGGAAAAAAAUUCAAAUCUUCGAUAAAUGAUUCUCUCCUCAAAUGCUUUGUCCAGACUGUAGGUGACUAAAAACUCUCAGAUUUAAAUCAAGAAAAACUUAAGCACAACAGAUACCAUAUGCAAUUCUUAAAUUAUAAUCCCUAAAUCCAUCCCCAUAUUUCUUCAGAUGUUUUAUCACUAUUUCUCUUGUAAAAAGACAAUGCAGGACUUCCCUGGUGGCACAGUGGUUAAGAAUCCGCCUGCCAAUGCAGGGGACACGGAUUCGAGCCCUGGUCCAGGAAAGAGCCCACAUGCCGUGGAGCAACUACCCCGUGCGCCACAACUACUGAGCCUGCGAGCCACAAUUACUGAGCCCGCGUGCCCGUGCUCCGCAACAAGAGAAGCCACCGCAAUGAGAAGCCCGCACACCGCAACGAAGAGUAGACCCCGCUUGCAGCAACUACAGAAAGCCUGCGUGCAACAACAAAAAAAGCCAACGCAGCCAAAAAUAAUAAAUAAAUUAAGAUAAAAAAAGACAAGGCUUAGCGUAAUACUAUCAGGUUCUUUGACUACAAUUUUAUGGCCCCAGACUGUUUUGUAAGUUUCUGUCAGCAUUUUUCGUUUUUCUUUGUUCACUACUGCCUCUAAUGCUUCUAUCACAAAGGCCUCCCUCCUAAAAUCAGUUUAGGUGUCUCCAGUAUAGAUUCUUAAUGUAGAAAUGGCUAUGGAAGUCCCUGAACCGCUGUAGUUGUAUGCAAAUUUUCAAAUAAAUGGGACUGUGUGCCUUUUUCUGGGAGAGCCCAUAGCUUUCAUUAGUCUUAGUGGGUUUAAUGACCUAAAGAGGAGCUCUAGUAAUUUCCUUUACUCUCUUGACUAUGGUGUGAAUUAGAUGACCGAGAUGGACGCUCAGAGGGACCAGAGGGGUUCUUCUGUUUUUUUCCAACUCCUCAAAUGUUCUUAAUCCAAUUUACAUUCAGCUUACCUGUAAUGACUGUGUUCCUUCUCUACACUGUGCAAAGUGCUUUAUAUGGUCUGAUUAGUGUCAAAUUAUCUUUGCAUGUAGCAAGAAAACCUAUACUGCCCAAGCCCAAUGAUAGUACUUGAAACCCAUAAAAAUACAUCUACAGUUUAGAAGAGACUGUACUUAAUGUCCUGGUAUAAAACUUUAAUUUUGAUCCCGCAUUGAUUAAAGCAGCCGCCACCCAGCCAAAGUGAUGAAUAGGAGGAAGACAGAAUUGAAUUUGAAAUGAGGAAGAGAGCCAAGGUAUAUGUAAACUUUGUACAAUCCCUUUGUUAGGUUUUCUGCAAUUACUGCAUGCACCAAAACUACCUUUUUAAAUUCCCAAAGCACAUAUCUAGGAAGCAAAAUAUGGUGUUACAGAAGCCA